AUGUGGAGCUCGAAUAAACUUCAAACCAAACGUGCUAAGCUUAAGGCUUGGUCAUCUUCCCACCAUCAACAAUACAUGGAACGAUUUCAACAGCUAAAUAAUACCCUGCAUUGGUUCCUACUCAUCUCCGUAUUGGCAAAUACAUUGCCCAUCACUAUUCUACCUGGCUGCCUCAAUAGAUUCUACCGAUUGCUCCAUUUAUGUUGGAUGAUUUUCGCUUAUGGAUGUUUCUCUUUGGUUUGUUACUGGGAAUACGUGCUCGUCACUUUACAAAGGGUUUCCCUCGAUCGCUAUCUGAAUGCCAUUGAAUCUGGAAUCUAUGUGAUCCAUAUUUUCAUCAUUAUGUUACUCACUUGGCAAGGAAGAAAGUGGAUGCCAAAAGUCUUAAAGGAUAUUGUUGAAUCCGAUAUGGAAAGGGUUUAUCCCAUAGAUUCCAAGAGAACCAAGAAGUUUAUUAUGCUGCAGCUGCUCCUAGUCUCUAUUUUUACUUGUCUAGCCUUUGUCUUUGAUAUUUGGAGCAAGAGUGGUGUGUUCUUGAGAUCUAUCUUGAGUAUUAACAACUAUGUGAUGCCUAAUAUCAUAAGCAGCUUAUCAUUUAUUCAGUACUACCUCCUGCUUCAAGGAAUCGCGUGGCGUCAGAGGAAAGUAACCGAAAAUCUGGAGUGGGAAUUGUUGCAAUCACUUAACCCACGGAUCGCGGAGGUUCAAAGAUUUCGCCUCCAGCAUACAAAUUUAACCAAGUUCACCAAACUGGUUAACAGAACGUUUCAGUACUCAAUUGUUCUCCUCUUCGUUGGCUGUUUCUUGAAUUUUAACCUUGUGUUAUUUUUCCUAUACCAGGGGGUUGAAAACCCAGACUUGGCCGACUUGGCCAAGUGGUUAUACAUGAUUAUAUAUCUGUCCAUGCAUUUGGGAAAGGUUUUCAGCAUCCUUUACUUCAAUCACAAUAUUCAGAAUGAGCAGUCCAAAUGCUUGGCCUUGUUAAAUGGAGUGUCAUGUACUGGCAGUGAUCUUCAGGAGACUAUAAACCAUUUUAUUCUCCAAAUGCGGACGAAUGUGCGACAGCAUGUGGUGGGUGGAGUCAUCGUACUAGACCUGAAGUUUAUAACUGCUUUGCUAGUGGCCUCUGCCGAUUUCUUCAUUUUCUUGCUGCAAUACGAUGUCACUUAUGAGGCUUUGUCUAAAUCUUCGCAAGGAAACACUACUAAAACAUAG
Molecule: messenger RNA, 1215 nt
Organism: Drosophila rhopaloa
Lineage: Eukaryota; Metazoa; Arthropoda; Insecta; Diptera; Drosophilidae
Gene: Gr59f
Product: putative gustatory receptor 59f
Exons: 4
Coding region: 1-1215 (404 amino acids)
Biological process (GO): sensory perception of taste
Cellular component (GO): neuronal cell body; axon; dendrite
Source: RefSeq, a predicted model, not a curated record